AGCCAGCCGCACGCCUCGGCGUCAGGGGCAUGGAGGAACGGCGGGCUCCGAGCCGCGCCCCGGAGUCCCCGAAACUUCCGAGCGGGCGCCCGUCUGCCCUGCCGCCGCCUCCGCCGCCGCUUCGCCUGCCGGCCUGAGAGCGGGACCAUGGAUGAAAGGUUCAACAAGUGGCUGCUGACGCCGGUGCUCACUCUCCUCUUCGUGGUCAUCAUGUACCAGUACGUGUCCCCCUCCUGCACCAGCUCCUGCACCAACUUCGGGGAGCAGCCCCGCGCGGGGGAGGCCGGCCCGCCAGCCGUUCCGGGUCCCGCCCGCCGAGCUCCGGCGCCGCCUGAGGAGUGGGAGCGGCGGCCCCAGCUUCCCCCGCCGCCCCGGGGGCCGCCCGAGGGGCCUCGGGGGGCCGCGGCGCCGGAGGAGGAGGACGAGGAGCCCGGAGACCCGGAGGAGGAGGAGGAAGAGGAGGAGGAAGACGAGCCGGACCCCGAGGCCCCGGAGAACGGCUCCCUGCCCCGGUUCGUGCCGCGCUUCAACUUCACCCUGAAGGACCUGACCCGCUUCGUGGAUUUCAACAUCAAAGGGCGCGACGUGAUCGUGUUCCUGCACAUCCAGAAGACCGGGGGCACCACGUUCGGCCGGCACCUGGUGAAGAACAUCCGGCUGGAGCAGCCCUGUAGCUGCAAAGCCGGCCAGAAGAAGUGCACCUGCCACCGGCCUGGCAAGAAGGAGACGUGGCUCUUCUCCCGAUUCUCCACCGGCUGGAGCUGCGGGCUGCACGCCGACUGGACGGAGCUCACCAACUGCGUGCCGGCCAUCAUGGAGAAGAAGGACUGUCCCCGCAACCACAGCCACACCAGGAAUUUCUAUUACAUCACAAUGUUACGGGACCCAGUGUCACGUUACCUGAGUGAGUGGAAACACGUCCAGAGAGGGGCCACGUGGAAAACCUCUCUUCACAUGUGUGAUGGAAGAAGCCCCACCCCUGAUGAGCUGCCUACCUGCUACCCUGGGGAUGACUGGUCUGGGGUCAGCUUGCGGGAGUUUAUGGAUUGCAGCUACAAUCUGGCUAACAAUCGCCAGGUGCGCAUGCUGGCUGACCUCAGCUUGGUGGGCUGCUACAACUUGACUUUCAUGAACGAAAGUGAAAGAAACACCAUCCUGUUGCAGAGUGCAAAGAACAACCUGAAGAACAUGGCCUUCUUUGGGCUUACAGAGUUCCAGAGGAAGACACAGUUUCUCUUUGAGAGAACAUUCAACCUCAAGUUCAUCUCCCCCUUCACGCAGUUCAACAUCACGCGGGCUUCUAACGUGGAGAUCAAUGAGGGUGCCCGCCAACGCAUUGAGGAACUAAACUUCCUGGACAUGAAGCUUUACGAGUAUGCGAAAGAUCUCUUCCAGCAGCGCUACCACCACACCAAGCAGCUAGAGCACCAGAGGGACCGCCAGAAGCGGCGGGAGGAGCGGAGGCUGCAGCGGGAGCACAGGGUCCACCAGUGGCCCAAAGAGGAUGGGGCCGCAGAGGGGACUGUCACCGAGGACUACAACAGCCAGGUGGUGAGAUGGUGACCCCCUGCCCUCUCCUCUCUCAGGAGGGGGAGGAUGAGCAGGCACACUGGCCUUCUGUUGAGUUACCAUGGAGAAGCUGGGCCGUUCUGAGGACAUCUGGCUGUGUGUAUUUGAUGUGGACAUCUGCUUCCUUGUCUUCAUUUUUAUCCAGCUGGAGAUUACCUAUCUUUUUCUUUUUUUUUUUUUUUUUUUUUUUGACGUUUUGCAGUUGGUGAUAUUAAGUAGGGUAGGAGUGCAUCCCAUAUAGAUCAUUUUGAAGGCCAAGGAGAGCAGCACCAAAAGGAGACGACAGUUCUUUUCAUCUCCCUUGAAGGAGCAUAGAAUAGUUUGGGCACCAGGACCCACAGAGGCACACAUGAUAAGCCAAAUUAUGGCUUGGAUGUUCUGCUGAAACUGGUCUAUGUCAUACUGUCUCCCAUAAUGGGAAUACCAGUCUGCAUAAAGAGAGAGAAAAAGAAAAACAUUUCAGCUCUUAGAUGAGGUCUUAUGCCAACCCCCACUAGGCUGUUGGCUAGCAUCUUUGAACUCUAUUUGAAUGUGACUUAAAUCACAAGUAAUGUGUUUUGUUGUUGCAGUUGUUUUGAAACCAAAUUAUCCUAUUAACGACUAUAGCUAGAGGCCCACAUCCUGCAAAAUCCGGACCUUAAGCCAUGCUUUUCCUUCCAUCUUUUAGGGAAUGGGGAGUGGAUCCAGGACAGGUGAGGUUGUGGCCCCUGAGAAAUGAACAUUGGUAGGAGCAUUUAAGAGAAACCUUGCUUAUUUGCUAAUGCCUAAAGGGGUCUCACUUUACCAAUGUUACUUUCAAUGUGAGGAAUGAAUGAUAAAUUGAGAGAGAAAAAAAUAUCAGGAAGAUCAAUAUAUAUGCCUAGCAUUUCUAAACUGGCUACAUAACCUUAGAUUUUAAAUGAAAUAUUGCAAAGUUUAACCUUCAUGGAGAAGAUAUCUUCUUUAAUGGGGUACUACCAGUCUUGAAAUUUUGCCACCACAGAGAGAAAGAUGUUUUUUAAAACCUUGGCCCAAAGAAUAGGAGCUUAGCUCAAAAAUAUAUCUGAGGUCACUAAAUGAAGAACUCUGAAUUAGGCCAGGAGACAUGGAAUACCAUUCCUGGGCUGGUUAUCCCAGGCAUUUAGACAGACUCUGCCUCCCAGCAUCUUGACUAUCUCCAGCCUCAUCACUGUUUUCUUCCCACACCGUCUUUACCUGUUGUGGACUGUGGCCACAGCCAGUAAAUCAGGCCAGACUGUCUAAAACUGGAAAGAAGUGUGCUGCAUUGCCAAGUUCUUAUUUUCACCUGUUCACAAUCCCAACUGCAGUAACAAGAAUUUUAUUGAAUAAUAAGGGGAUAUGUAUGGAAGAAAGAAGAGAAAGCCUUUGUCUGGCAUUUAUUAGGAGGAUCAGAAUGAGUGGGAAGUUUCACAACGGAGUGAUCUGAUCAAUCCCUUCAAGGAGCUGAAGGCAAAACGUGUGAAACCCCUAAAUCAGAUUGAAAAGCCUAUUUCAUUGAUAUCCAACAUGUUUGAUGUUUAAGCCAGCUUUAUCUAAGCCACUUCUCAGCCUCCAGAAUACUCUCUCUGGGGUUGAGUCAAUCAGCCCACAAGCAUUCAUGGAGUGCUUACCUGCACAGAGGGGAGUCCAGCGGCUCCACCAGACAGACACCUGGAGAUGCUUCUCUCACUGUGCUUGGCUUCAUCUGGGGUGCAAGGGAAGGCGUUAUUGGGUGGCUCCCUUGUUCCAGGAACUGGGGGAGGCCCUUUUCAUACCUUGAAUAUAUUCUGCACAAUGAAUGAAUAUUGUUAAGCUCCAUUCCUUAGAUGAGAAAAGUAAAACCCACAGAAAAUAAGUAGCUCCUCCACGGGUUGUAAGCUAGGUCUAGUUGACUGCAAAGGCCAAGUUCUCUUUACUCCAUCACCAUAUCCAUAUGGAAUAAGGGCUCGUCCUGCCUAAAGCUUCCUGCCAAUGAUGCAAGAAGCCAGCUGCAAUUUCCCAGAAGCAUCUGUCUCUAACCCAUGUGGGCAGCCCAACUGUGACAGCGCCAAGCUAACAGUGACCCAGAGCCAUGCUGCCUUGGGUCAGUCCAGCCCUCUCCACAUCACUGAGCCAUCAAUGAGCUGAGAGAUUGAUGAUUCUUUUAGAAAGCUGUGUUUUAUGCAAGGGUGAAUUAAAAGAGGCCAAGUAAAUAUUGCUUGUUACUUGGUAGAGAUUAGGCUCACAAAAUAUUUCUCCAUUUUCAAUGAUUUGUUCCUAAGGCAAGAAGUGAAGGAGGGUUGCAGCUGGGAUUAAUGAGCGGCUGUCUCUGGCUUCUCAUUUCAUUGUUAGGAUCUAAUGUUCUGCUUAGAACAGCAGGACUGCAAAUUAUGCUUGUGCCUGUGCUUGUGACAUACACAAACACACGUGCAUGCGUGCACAUGCAUGCACACACACACAAUGACAAUCCAGUGUUUUGUCAUGUGGAAAAUCAAAACGAGUUAUAAAGCAUUCGGAUUGUUUCUUUUAAACUCACUUUAAAAUUUUGGCAAGGAAUUCAUGCAUAGCUGAGACUUGGAGGCAGCCCCUGCUCACUUCACACUGUUCCUUGUGCACCUCGGGAUUGGUAUCAAAGGCUUCUGCUGCCUUCUACUGAAGGCAUGAUGUAUGGGGCUCCACUUGAGACCAGGUAUCAGGAUGUUCAGAGGGAGACAGCUCUUUAUGUUGGCCCCAGGCCAGUGCUGAGCAAAUUAAAAAGACCCACAUGGGCUUCCUCCCUCAUAUAAUUUCCUUCUAAAGCAGCAAGCUCGUCAGACCCAUGGGGUCCUAUGUUGAUAGAAAUGGAGAGGUAGGAAUGCAGUUUAUUCUCCAAAAAUUGGCUGCCCACUUCCAUGCUGAAUCAUGCUCAGGGAAGUGAUGCCAGCAGAAGGCGUCUGGGCCCAAGGAUCCAUGGAAGUCAGGAGUGUUAAGUCCCAAACCAAAUCAACUCCAGAUACAUCAGUGUCAAAAGCCCAAGAAAAGCCAAAAAAGAAAAAAACAGUCCCCAAGAGUUCUACAUCCUAUUGACUCCUGCAGUUCUUUCCCUUCUCUUGGCAAUGACAGCUCCACUACCCAGACUGGAGAUUGAGAUGAGACAUCUUUGUGUAUAUGUGCACGUGUGUGUGUUUUAUUAAGGACUAAGAUACACACUUAUCUAUUCUGUCUCCUUCUAGCUUUUAGGCAGCCUACUCUUGGAAACUGGAUGAAACUUCCCUAAGAAUUAUUAGAACGCUUAUAAUAAUUGGUAACAUUAACAAUCAGUGUUAGAUAACAGAGAGGGAGAUCAUGUAAUUUUAUUAAAAAUGAUAAAGACAUCUCAUCUAAAAAGGUAACUUUGUUAUAAUUAGUUUGAUCAAAAAUUUGAAGUAUGAGGACUCUGUUAUGCCUUUAAGGUAGUUUUUUCAAAAAUCUGAGCAAGGAUAUUACUAAUGUUGGCAAGAAAGUCCCCAAGAUAGACCUAGCGAGGAGAUAAGAAUAGAUCAUUAAAAAAUAAAUAUAAAUGGAUUGUAUAGAAUUCCCAUUCAGCUGUUUUAACACAGAAAUUCAAAAUAGUGACUUAACUUGGAAGCUAUUUCUCUCUUACUUAAAGACAAACUGGUUUGACAGCUCUGGUGUGUGACAUUACCAGAAGCCUAGGCCCCCUCCUGUUGCUCUGUCAUCCUACUGUGCUGCAUCCCCCUCAUGGACCAAGAUGGCUGCUGCAGCUCCUGCCAUCAUGUUUACAUUUAAGAUAGUAGAGAGGAAGUAGAGGGAAUUGCACAUAUUGCUUCCAGUCACAUCUCAUGGGUUAGAACUGAGACAUUUGCCACAUCUAGCUGCAAAUAAGGCUAGGGAAUGUCUUUAUUAUUGAUUGUCACGUGCCUUGAUAAGUGUGGGGAUUCUGUUAUUAAAGAAACAAUGUGGAAAUGAAUACCAAUAAAUACUAUCAGUAUCUGACACAAAAGGGAACCAAACAAUAUUUCAAGUGUUUUUUAAUGUCACUUACUUCAUCAUACGUUUUGCAAGAGAUAAAAACUAAAAUUCAUCACUUUGUGUAGCAUUUAAUGUUUUUCAAAAGACUUUUGCAUUUGCUGUCUCCUUUGGUCCUCAUUACAAUCUUGUGUGCUAAAUAGGACCUCUGUUCAUUAUGCCACUUGCUAGUUUGGGGUGGAGAGUCGGAGAUGUUGAGAGAUUUCCCAGUGACUCUAAUUUAUGAUCAAGAAAGUUGCUUAGACCCCCAGUAUUUUGACUUCAUAGCCUUUCCUGCUACUUUAUGCAGCUCAGCAUCAGUAUUGGGAUUGGGAAUUGCAAGAAUAUGAAAUCUAAAUGUUUAUUGAUUUAUAUCAUUCCUUACCUUUUUUGACUUGGAAAAUGCCAGAGAUACUGGCCAAGUUUACCCUCAGCUCCCUGCCUCUAGUGAGGGGGGUCUCUUAUUAGGAAUGAAAUAUCCAAGAUGGGUGGUGUUGCAGGGGAGACCAAAACUCAGAGGACGCAUUCAAGUACUUCUAGCUGGGCAUCCACUCCACCUAACUCAAAAACCUAUUCAGCAUGAAGGCAGAGGGAAUGUGCUCCUUAUUAAGAGAAAUCAGUAUACCCCCUCCCUUUUUUUAUGUCUUCUUCCCCAGGCCUCUGGUACUUUGUCAGCAACACACUGCUUUCAUUCUUAAAGGUUUUAUUUGUAAUUAAAUGAGUCCCUUUACAUACUCGCUGGAGAGAGGAAAUGCUUUCAGUUGUCCUAAGCUAAUAUCUGCACACAGAGAGUUUAUCUGAUUCCUUAUCAACCAUGACCUCUAUCUGAGGUCCUGUAUAAUGGGAUCAUUUAGAGAUGGGGUUUAGGGAGAGCAGGAGUAACUCUAGAGGAAAGUGUGGCUCCUAAAAGGAGGCAGAUCUUUCCCAGGUGGAAAGAUGACGAAUUAAAUAUAUGCCAUGCAAUACUGAAAAAUAGAAAAAUGACUAAGAUACAGUUUCUGUCCUCUAGAACUAGGGCAGCCUGGAAACAUAUGGACUAUAAUUCUUUUAGCCAUUUAAAAGAAACGAGUGAAGAGGAUAUUGAGACAGGACCAGAGCACUGGAAUUGUAGGAACUAAAAGCUGGGUUGGAAGGAUCAGAUCAAAAAGAAAGCUAGUUUGGACUUACAAAAGAAUAUCCUGAUCUGAUUGCAACUGUGACUCAAGAUUUACCUUUCCCAUAGUUGCUGUGCUCCCAUUGGUCACCCGAACAACUGCAUGUAUUCAGGCAGGGUAUUAGGGCUGGCUGGGUCUGAUGAUUCUACCCAUUUUGUGCCAUCUGGGAAGCAUGCGAGGGUUCUUUCUCCAAGGCACUUUUGGCCUGCCUUCUUCUCCUCUUCCACUGUCUCCACCCGAAAUAAGCCAAUGCCUGCUCUCUUCUCUUCUCACCACAUUCACCUGGACACGUCUGAACUGAUUCCUUGAGACUUCAACUUAGCCCUUCUGAGCAAGUGGGCAGGUUCUGAAACCUGUGUGUUUUGUAGCCUAAUGAAUUGAUGGAGUGCACAUGAACCCAUCUUCAUAGCAUGUGAAAGAAACAACCUGCCUGGCAGAGGCACAGAAAUUUCCAGAGGUCUGGCCUAGCUAUAAACACCAGCAACAUCUGCAAGACAAAAGCCCUUGAACUUCUUGGCAAGGACUCAUGCUAACAUAGCAGUACUCCAGAUCCGAGAACGCGGAUGGACAGGUGUCUCUUGAGCCUGUGUUCCAAGAUGUCUGUGGAAAGGAUUGCAACUGUCAUCCUUUGGCACACUCAGUGGAACCUCUGUGAGCUACACAUUCUGCUGCACUACGGGAACUCAUUAAAGGGCCAGAUUGACAUCCUGCCAGAAAAACCAGUGUUCUGAGGAGCAAAAGUUUAGUGUACUUCGAUAAUUGUCACAUUUGUUUUCCACCUCCUUUACAUUUUUUUGUUAGUCGUGAGAUCAUCUUUUUUCCCCUUGCCUUUUAUUCUUUCCCAGAAGCACUUCUGGAGCUUUGAUUGCAUUAUUUCUCUUUUAAUGUAUCAUCUCAGUGUUGGAAAGAAAAAUCUGGAUCUUUAUGUGGUGACCCAUUUUAGAUGUAAAGAUAGUUAUUCAAUAGAUAGUAAAUUAUUUCUCCUAAGAGAUAUUUCCUUUUAUUUCUGUACAAUAAUAUGUAUGAACUCAGUUACUAGGGGAUUGUAUUGUGACAUUAUCAACCUUUAUUGCUAUUUAAAAAUGAUAGUUUGUAGAACUGAGGAUUUCCAUUGAUGUGAAGCACAAUUUAAUGAAUAAGUUAAAAUAUUAAACUGUUGUGAUGUCAAGA
Molecule: messenger RNA, 7838 nt
Organism: Sapajus apella (tufted capuchin)
Lineage: Eukaryota; Metazoa; Chordata; Mammalia; Primates; Cebidae
Gene: HS6ST3
Product: heparan sulfate 6-O-sulfotransferase 3
Exons: 2
Coding region: 148-1563 (471 amino acids)
Cellular component (GO): membrane
Molecular function (GO): heparan sulfate 6-sulfotransferase activity
Source: RefSeq, a predicted model, not a curated record